CGGAGGUAUGAAGGAGAACCUCUGACACAGUCCAACCUUUCCCUUUGUUGCAGCCGGUUUUUGUCAUUACUCGCGCGCGGAGAUCAUGCCAUAGAUCAUCUCUGCUUUUGGUUUUCGUUGUUGUCAUGCGGAGUAAUCAUCUUUUUAUAAGGUGUAUUAAAGCAAUAACGAGUACAUAGCAUACAGUAUGACGUGGGAUCUAAUUUUAACAUCUUGUAGACGCAACACGUGAUAAACAAAAGAUUAUGCAACUGACUUGAAAUAUUUUGAUGUAAUACUGAGGUUGUAUAUUAUUAUUUUUUCAGUUGCUAUUUGACUACACCGGAAUAGAGAGAGAAAAGAGACUUCCAUAAAGUUGUGAUAGUUGUGUGGUGGGAGGGAUCGAUAUAGACCUACUCUUGUGUCUUUGUAAGUGCUGAUAUUCGAUGGUUAAGAACCUACUGCGUUUACUGUCUGUGAGCGAUCGCAACCGUCGACGUCUCCAUCACAGCCAAGCUUUAUCUUCUAGCGUUUCCGCACCUCUUGAUGGGCGGGCUAAAGUCCAGGAUUCCUGCAGUGGAGCACCUUGUCCUAGUUUAGGAGCCCGGUGGACACUGACGAGAUUACACGCUUACACCUGGAGGAUUCUACAAGAUAAACGUACUUGAAUACCAGACAAAAGACAACCUACCUGACAGAGCAGCGAUCAAGAUGGCAUCUAUUCCUCAACUGUUGAUGGAUGAGGUGCAGCCUGCCUUGACUACAUCUGGUGGCAAGGUGACGGUAGUUGGUGUGGGACAGGUGGGAAUGGCUUGUGCCUUCUCUCUUGUUACACAGCACAUCUGUUCUGAACUGGCUCUAGUUGAUGUUGCUGCAGACAAGUUGCGAGGAGAGAUGAUGGAUCUUCAGCAUGGUUUAACAUUCCUUAGAAACGUAAAAAUUGAAGCCAACACAGAUUAUUCUGUGAGUGCUGGUUCUCGCUUGUGUAUUGUAACAGCUGGAGCUCGACAGAGGGAAGGAGAGUCACGUCUUUCUCUUGUGCAGCGCAAUGUGGACAUCUUCAAGGGCAUUAUUCCUAACCUUGUUAAAUAUUCUCCAAACUGCAUUCUUCUUGUUGUUUCUAAUCCUGUGGAUAUUCUCACAUAUGUUGCUUGGAAAUUGUCUGGACUUCCAAAGAACAGAGUGAUUGGCUCUGGAACCAACCUUGACUCUUCAAGAUUCCGCUUUCAUCUGUCGCAGAAACUCAAUGUUGCUCCGUCUUCUUGUCAUGGCUGGAUUAUUGGAGAGCAUGGAGAUUCUUCAGUUCCAGUAUGGUCAGGUGUCAAUGUUGCAGGAGUGCGGCUACGUGAUCUUAACCCACUUGUAGGAACCCCAGAGGAUCCAGACAAAUAUAACGAAAUGCACAAUGAUGUUGUUAACAGUGCCUAUGAAGUGAUCAGGCUGAAGGGUUACACAUCAUGGGCCAUCGGAACUUCAUGUGCUGUUCUUAGCAGGGCAUUACUUUCGAAUCUAAGAAGUAUAUAUGCUGUAACCACAGCUGUGCAGGGUUACCAAGAUAUUGACAAGGAUGUUUUCCUGAGUCUCCCUGUUGUGUUGGGUGAGAAUGGUGUGACUCACAUCAUCAAGCAAACACUCACACAAGCUGAAAUUGACCAGCUGAAGAAAUCAGCUGACACACUUUGGGAUGUGCAGGCCGGAAUCCAGUUUUAGGUUUGAUGCCUCAGAUGAGGAUAAAAAUGGACUGGAAAUCACCUGCAGUGGCCUAAAUAAUGAAGGAUAAGGAAAUUCCUGCAAAAGGCAAGAGGAGGAAACCAUAUUAAAAAAAUUUAAUAUAUCUACAAAGAGCCAAAAUGGAAUUGGUGUGGUUCAAGCAAAGAUUAAAUAUGCAUAUACCAUUACUUAAAAAAAAAAAAUAUUAUUUUUCAGAUAUGCUAUAUUGUCAGCCACUGUAUUCCUUAGUCAUGAAAGAAUAUAUGUAUUACUUUCUACUAUGAGGUGCCCUGCAGUAUAAUAUAACUUUAUUACUGUCAUUGAUUUGUGAAGCCUAACAUAUUUUAUUUGGUCUGCAUUAUACAAAUUUAAAUUCAAUAUACACUACAUAUUAAAUGCUAGGUGUUCAUUCAUCUAUCUUCAUAAUUAUUUAAUGCCUUUUUUAGUAAAGUACUUGGAUUACCAUUUAUCAUAAUGAGCUGAUUUAGUGAUUUUAGAUGUUAUAUUUAAUUUAAGCCUCUUGUCUGCAGUAUGUACUGGGUAAAUUGAAUGCACCAAGUAACUGAUAAGUAGAAAAUAUAUUUUUUCCUCUUGUGUUUAUUAUAUUAUGUACCAAUAUAGGCUAAAUGUAUUAAAAGUAAAAGUCGUAUGUAAUACUGUAUAUUUCUUUAUACACACAAGCAGUUAAUUAAAAAUGAUAAUAAGAAA
Cherax quadricarinatus is the source of this 2397-nucleotide messenger RNA. RefSeq names its product Lactate dehydrogenase (gene Ldh). Gene Ontology annotation, cellular component: cytoplasm. The record is from RefSeq and is a predicted model, not a curated record. Lineage: Eukaryota; Metazoa; Arthropoda; Malacostraca; Decapoda; Parastacidae. Gene Ontology annotation, molecular function: L-lactate dehydrogenase (NAD+) activity. Gene Ontology annotation, biological process: lactate metabolic process; pyruvate metabolic process.